Messenger RNA from Notothenia coriiceps (black rockcod), 821 nucleotides. Its product is annotated as SH2 domain-containing protein 3C-like. Lineage: Eukaryota; Metazoa; Chordata; Actinopteri; Perciformes; Nototheniidae. The record is from RefSeq and is a predicted model, not a curated record. Gene Ontology annotation, molecular function: guanyl-nucleotide exchange factor activity. The transcript has 3 exons. Bases 50 to 787 code for a protein of 245 amino acids. Gene Ontology annotation, biological process: positive regulation of peptidyl-serine phosphorylation; small GTPase-mediated signal transduction.
AUCUCCAGCCCCACAGACUAGAAGUCCUGGCAGUAGCCGGGCAGCCAGCAUGGUGCCACCCCCGUCCCUCUCCAGGGGCUCUAAGACUGCCGGAACCCUGCUUUCUCCCAACAGCACCCUGAACACACCGUGUAAUGACAGAUCCCAACCUCAUCUGAACCUGGACCCCCUGUCUACUGAUGAAGAUGGAAGCUGCUACACCGAGCUGUACCCCGGCCCCCAGAGCUACGUGGAGAGGCUGCGGGUGGAGGAAGGGUCAUUGGGCAUUGAUCCACUGAGGGCCGAGGACAGGGGCUUUUACUUCUCGCCAUCGGUGGAGACGGUAUCUUCUUUUAAACCGAACAGGUACCAGUCGCCACUGAUGCCUAAGGAGAAUAAGCCUUUGGAGGUGGGCAUCCUGCGGAGGGUGAAGGAGCUGCUGUCGGAGGUCGACCCCAGGACAGCGGCCAAACAUAUCACCAAGGCUGACUGCAUGGUAGCAAGAAUUCUGGAGGUGACUCCAGAGGUGCAAAGGAUGAUGGGAGUUAGUUCAGGGAUGGAGUUUCUAACGUUGCCACAUGGCCAACAGAUGAGGCUGGAUCUAUUGGAGAGGUUGCAAACCAUGUCCAUCAUGUUGGCUGUGGAUGUGUUAGGCUGCACAGGGACGACUGAGGAGAGGGCGGGCCUGCUGCAUAAAAUCAUCCAAAUAGCAGCUGAGCUCAAGAGCACCGUGGGCAACAUGUUUGGCUUCACCGCCGUCAUGAGAGCUUUAGAGCUGCCGCAGGUAAACACACAUCAUAUAACCUAGAUAGUCACCUGGAAAACAAUUCAAGCAAUUAGCC